Dalotia coriaria is the source of this 621-nucleotide messenger RNA. Its product is annotated as histidine-rich glycoprotein-like. The record is from RefSeq and is a predicted model, not a curated record. Gene Ontology annotation, cellular component: extracellular matrix. NCBI's taxonomy places the organism in Eukaryota, Metazoa, Arthropoda, Insecta, Coleoptera, Staphylinidae. The transcript has 2 exons. The coding region runs from base 27 to 512 and encodes 161 amino acids.
UUGAAGAACAACAAUCAACAAGCAAAAUGUUCAAACAAAUUCUUCUCCUCAGCGCAAUCGUCGCCGGUGUUUUAGCCAAACCAUAUGCAACUUCUUAUGCAUCCAUGACUCAAUACCAUGAUGAUCACCAUGUUGAUCAUCACUAUGACCAUCACGAUUACGACGAGCAUCAUGAUGACAUCCAUGAAGUAGAUCACUACCCUCUUUAUGCACCAGUAUAUUCAAGUUACAACAACCACGAUGAACACUAUGAUCAUCAUGAUGACCACCAUGAAUACUAUCAUCAUCCACAAUAUGCAUUCAAGUAUGGCGUUGAAGACUACCACACUCAUGACAUUAAAUCUCAGGAGGAACAUCGUGAUGGUGAUGUAGUCAAAGGUCAUUACAAGUUGGUUCAACCCGAUGGUCGUAUCCGCGUUGUUCACUACACCGCUGAUAAACACAAUGGUUUCAACGCAGACGUGCAAUAUUUGGGACAUGCGGAACACCCUACUUACCACAAAUACUACUAGAACUGAAAUAUGAAUGUAAAAAAUUAGGCCUCAUUUGAUCUUUUGAAGAAUAUUUAUUUAUUAAAUGCAAAAUUCACUAUUUUGAAAUAUAUACAAUAAGCCAUAUUAA